AACCUUCAAAGCCUAUUCAUGGCCGAGAAAUCUGUUUCUGUUCUUUUCAUUGCCAUUCUGUUCUUCACUUUAGCAGAUGGCACUCUGUCUAUGUACCUCAAUUCUAGCGCUUGCAUUACACAGAGUUGUGGUAAUGGGGUGAAGAUAUCAUACCCCUUUUGGAUUCCUGAUAAACAACCAUCCCACUGUGGCUUACCAGCUUUUAAUGUCACCUGCAACAAACUAAAACCAUCUCUUCAUAUUUCUGGGGAGGAAUUUAUUAUUAAAGAAGUAUUUUAUACAAACCAUUCGAUUCUGCUAGCCAAAGCAGAUGUGAUUGAUGAAGACAACAGAUGUCCAGUACCAAGACAUAAUUUUAGCAUCAGGGGUACUCCAUUUUCCUCGGGGCCUAACACUAAAGAUCUCUUCUUCUUCUAUGACUGCACUCAACGUUAUGCAAGAGAGACAUAUGCUUUGGAUUGUGCCAGCAAUACCAGCCAAUAUUCUUUUGCGGUUUAUAAAGCUGAUCUUCUGAAGUACUAUAACUAUUCAGUCGAAUCGUGUCAGGAUCCUGUUAAUGCCCUUGUUGAGGUUGAUUCUCUAGAUAGAUUGCUAAAAAUGAAUUACAGACAAGUUCUGCUAGGGGGAUUCUUUCUGCAGUGGGAUGGGACUAAUUGUAGAGAUUGCCAGAAUAGUGGAGGGCACUGUGGUGCUCAAAGUAAUGAGUUUAUGUGCAUUUGCAAAGACCAAACCCAGCCCAAAACAUGCCUUCAUGGAAGUAAAAGAAUCGGAUUGAAGGUUGCAAUAGCAUUAUCUGCGGUUGGAGCUGCAUUAGCGGUAACCUGCUGCUUGAUGUGCUGCUUACGAAUUAGGAAAACAAAGAAGACGUCAACAAGAAAACACAAUGUUGAAGUCUUGCUGAGGCAGUAUGGAUCCCUAGCCCCAACGGCAUAUAGCUAUUCAGACAUUAAGAAAAUGACAAAUUCCUUUAAAGAGAAACUUGGAGAAGGGGGUUAUGGAGGGGUCUACAAAGGUAACCUUAAUGGUCAUCCUGUUGCUGUGAAGAUCUUAAAAGAGACGAAGGGGAAUGGAGAAGAGUUCAUUAACGAAGUUGCAAGCAUCGGUCAAACUUCUCAUGUCAACGUUGUUAAUCUGUUGGGAUUUUGUUUGAAUAGUCGGGAAAAAGCUCUUAUUUAUGAGUUCAUGCCAAAUGGAUCUCUUGAUAAACACAUAUACAAUGAAGAUUCUAACAUGGAAUGGGAGAUGUUGUACAAAAUUGCACUCGGGGUAGCUCGAGGAUUGGAAUAUUUGCAUAGAGGGUGCAACUCCCGAAUUUUGCAUUUUGACAUAAAACCUCACAACAUUCUCCUGGACGAGGACUUUUGUCCCAAGAUAUCUGAUUUCGGUUUAGCAAAAUUUUGUACUCGAAAAGAGAGCAUAAUGUCUACAAUGGAAGCUCGAGGAACCAUCGGUUACAUAGCUCCAGAGGUGUUUAGUAGAAAUUUUGGAGGAGUGUCACACAAAUCUGAUGUUUACAGCUAUGGAAUGAUGGUUCUCGAAAUGGUUGGAGGAAGAAAGAACUACAAUGAUGAAAGAAGCCAUAACAGUGAGAUAUACUUUCCACGUUGGGCUUAUCAACGAAUUUUGCUGGAUGAAGACCUAAAUAUAAGAGAUAUGAUGACCAAUGAAGAAGAAGAGAUUGCGAAGAAAAUGAUAUUAGUUGGUUUGUGGUGCAUCCAAACAGACCCCUUGCAAAGGCCAGCCAUUGAUAAGGUAAUUGAAAUGUUAGAAAGCAGCUUGGAGACCUUGCAAAUCCCACCAAAACCUUUCAUAGGUUCUCCAUCACGAUCAGAAGGAUCGCCAUUGAACACUUUGGAGCAACCAGCAAAGCCAUUCAGAUUUUCUACUUUGAGUACGACGCUCGAGUCUACAGCCUCAACAAUUGUAUAAUUUGCUGAAGAAGUUUUUAGACAAUAUUUUUGUACAACAUUGGAAUAUAACAAUCAAAUAUUCAUGAAAGUUAUAAAUACGUGGCCACUUCCACUUAAAGGUGAAAAC
Molecule: messenger RNA, 2037 nt
Organism: Lycium ferocissimum
Lineage: Eukaryota; Viridiplantae; Streptophyta; Magnoliopsida; Solanales; Solanaceae
Product: LEAF RUST 10 DISEASE-RESISTANCE LOCUS RECEPTOR-LIKE PROTEIN KINASE-like 2.5
Exons: 3
Biological process (GO): protein phosphorylation
Molecular function (GO): protein kinase activity; polysaccharide binding; ATP binding
Source: RefSeq, a predicted model, not a curated record